GAUGUCCUGUUUAAACAGCUAAAUUGCAAGCUAAACCAAUGGUGUAGUUUAUAUAGCCUGCACAUUAUUGCUAGGAUAUCACUUAUCAGGGUCAUGCUCAUGCAUGUCAUGGUGCAAAACUAACCGGCCGAAAAACUUGAAGAAAUCGAGAGACAUGGCAGAGUGCAGUUUCAAACACUAGGGAUUAGGAAUCAGAAUACGAGCAAUAAUAAAAGUAGUUCACAGAGUAACGAAAACGCUUACUAUUCAACAACUAGAAAAAUCGUGCAAGUGUAACUACCCCACCAGAAUCCCGGCUGAUCGGACCAUUGCAGCUGAGUCCUCGCAUGAUCCCUGUUCAUGACACAAGCUUGGUGGGAACGAACCAUUGCACGAGCGAAAUGCGUUCUAGAAUCUGCAGCGUAGUCGCCAAUCACUGGAAGUUGGUGCUGACAAUGUUAGCAGCUAGCCAAUGCGAGGGGACACCGAUUAGACUUCUCGGAGUCAGGGGUUGAGCUACCCAGUUUGUCCCUCCAACCACCUGAAAACUAGCAGAAAUAUUUGUGCUAGCUCAGGCGGGAGCAAACCCUCUGCCGGGCACUCAUCGUGCGAGGCCAGACAGAGGCAUCAGUGGCAAAAGGGCUCCUGCGUCCAUGUCGAAGGUGACGGUGAUCAAGGUGGACACCUCCUGCGCCAAAUGCAAGCGCAAGGUCCUUCAGGCCGUCUCCGGCCUCCAAGGUGUUGACAAGAUCGAGGUGGACUCGGAGAAGGGCACGAUGACGGUGACCGGCACGGUGGACCCGGUGGACGUGAUCGUGCAGGCGAGGAAGGCCGGGAGGCGCGCGUCCGUCAUCACCAUCGGCGCGCCGCCGAAGCCGGCCGAGGAGAAGAAGCCCGAGCAGCAGCAGAAGAAGGCCGACGAGAACAAACCGGCGGCGGACGCGGAGAAGAAGCCGUCGGCGGACGCGGAGAAGAAGGCGCCCGAGCAGCCGGCCACGGUGUUCGUCCACCACGUCCCAUCGUGGCCUGCGUGCCCCAGGUACCAGGAGAGAGUAGUCUACGAGCAGGACCCGCCGCCGUGCUCCAUCAUGUAACUAACGCAUCCCAUCCAUCUGAGUAUCUGACCAUCUAUAUACUGUAAAUUUCACAAGAAAAUAAUGGUUCAAUUCACUCUGGUGGCCUCUUCUGAAUUUUUGAUC
Molecule: messenger RNA, 1178 nt
Organism: Setaria italica (foxtail millet)
Lineage: Eukaryota; Viridiplantae; Streptophyta; Magnoliopsida; Poales; Poaceae
Product: heavy metal-associated isoprenylated plant protein 2
Exons: 2
Coding region: 633-1073 (146 amino acids)
Molecular function (GO): metal ion binding
Source: RefSeq, a predicted model, not a curated record